GGAAAGCAGAGGCCGCAUUGAAAACGUUCAGCGCGCUGAAAGCAGACGCGGACGGCUAACGUAUACGCGGGGAGGUUCGGAAUGCUCGGGCUCUACGAGCUUUUGUCUUUGCUACGAUGUUCAGGCGACGGGACAACAUCUUGAUGGCGAGGAGAGGAGAGGAGAUGAGAGGAAUACUCUGUAGAGUCAGUGUACACCCGAAGGACAGUGUGCGAUUAUUGGAUUUCGAAAUUUACAAAUUACUUUCAUGUGACCGAAAGCGAGAGCGAGAGCAGAGUGCGGACCUCUCGCAGGACGAGAAGAAUGGAGAGUACAGGAAAACAAUACCCUCGUUCACGGCGUAGUGUUAAAUACGGCACUUUGCUCGUUUGGUUUGACUUACCAUAACGCAUUCAAUUUGUCACACUUCCCGAGAAUUGACAGGCUGCUGGCCUUCUAUGAGUAUGUGGUGUUCGGCGCGAUGGACAGCCUCUCUAAAUACAGAACUCGAGAGUCCGAUUGUCGUAUUUCGUUUUCAGAAAGUUCCGUAUUUUCAAAAAAAAUAAAAAGUCUUUGUUAUCUAGGUGGGUUUACUAGAGAAACUAACAGAGUCACCCAAUUAAAACUUUGAAUGAAGGUUUGUGAAAAUUUCUUUGUUGAUGUAGGUGGGUUUAUCCGAGAAACUAGAAGUACUCAAUUAAAAAUUUGCGGUGAUAAUUUGUGACCAUGCCUUUGUUAAUCUAGGUGGCUGGUACUCAACAAAAACUUAAGGGUGAGACAUGAUAAGUUCAACCAGGCAGGUUCUACUCUUUUGACUCAUUGCUUACCUCAAGAAUUUGUAGCUUUGAAAACACU
Messenger RNA from Marchantia polymorpha subsp. ruderalis, 834 nucleotides. NCBI's taxonomy places the organism in Eukaryota, Viridiplantae, Streptophyta, Marchantiopsida, Marchantiales, Marchantiaceae. The record is from the annotation of a GenBank genome assembly.